Orbicella faveolata is the source of this 2078-nucleotide messenger RNA. Its product is annotated as ubiquitin-like modifier-activating enzyme 5. Gene Ontology annotation, molecular function: ubiquitin-like modifier activating enzyme activity; tRNA threonylcarbamoyladenosine dehydratase activity. The record is from RefSeq and is a predicted model, not a curated record. Gene Ontology annotation, biological process: cyclic threonylcarbamoyladenosine biosynthetic process. NCBI's taxonomy places the organism in Eukaryota, Metazoa, Cnidaria, Anthozoa, Scleractinia, Merulinidae.
CACGUAAAUAGAAACACGUUUUAUCACCAGUCGCGCGUAUUUUUUGGGGGCUAUUUUCCAAAACUGGAUGCUGUAUUACCAGAAUCGGUUCAGACACGAUUUGUAGAAGCGAGCUCGAGCAUGCUCAGUCAGUAAAAAGCAAUUCUUGGAAUUAGUGGAAGACAUCAGUUAACUUGCAGCUGUUGUAGCGUGACGGCACGGUACUUUCCCUUCUUUAAGUUUCUAUUUCAGUUUCCAAUAUGUGACCUCAGAUAGUCUUUCAAGAGGUACCGAGAGCCAAAUACAAUGAGCGAGGAAGAAGAUCAUCGCAAAGUUGUCUGUUUUCUACAGCCUAAUUUUACUGACGUUCUCAAAAGCAAAGAAGCUGGCGAAAAACGGUUUAUCGUGACAGAGUUUGACGACUGUGACACAAUCCACGUUCGAGUUCAAUGCCGUGAUACUCCAAGUAAGCCAGAAGAGCGAGUCGCUUUCAAGGUCUUUGAAGAGCUGCCGCCUUGCUCAGAGAUUCCAGAAAUUGCUUCUAGUCUGAUUUCCAGUCUUCCCGCUCUCGAUGAGCCGCAGCUUGCAAUCUUGGUUUCUGAAGACGACCAUGUCAGAGCCUGUGUGCGACCGAAGUCGACUGAACCCCUAGAGCAAGCAGCUGUUCUGCGCCAACCCCGAAGAUCCCAGCUGUACUCGCGCAGUCGUGGCAUACUGGAGUCGAGUCUUUUGGAGGAACGAAAGGUUGCUGUGGUUGGUCUCGGAAGUGGCGGCUCCCAUGUGGCAAUAGAGCUAGCCAAGGCUGGAGUUGGCAAGUUUGUAUUGGUCGACUUCGAUCGAAUUGAGCUGCACAACAUCAUCCGCCAUAUUUGUGGUUUAAGCGACCUGGGGCGUCUGAAGACCAAUGUCAUGCGAGAUCGUAUUCUGGACAAGAACCCAUUUGCCGAGGUGGAGAUUUUCAACACCAACAUUAAUAACUUAGACGACGCCAGAAGAAUUCUCAAAGGAUCUGACGUUGUCAUUGCUGCGACCGACAACAUCAGAAGUAGGCUCAAUAUCAACACACUUUCCAUAGAGCUUGGAAUACCCACCCUCUACGGCAAAUGUGCCGUGAGAGCUGCAGGGGGAGAAGUGCUGCGGGUGAGACCAAAGGUGGGUCCAUGCUUCUCUUGCAUCUACGCUGAUGCAUCGAUGGAAGCCAGUGCAGAAGAGAUGUCCUCCUUCCGUCAAGCUCGUGAGGCUAAUCCUCCUUACGUUGGAGACGAUGAAGUUAAGGCUACAAUUCAGGUCGGGCUGUCCUCGGACAUCAUACCCAUCGCCAACAUGCUGGUGAAGCUGGCCCUGGUGGAGCUCUGCCGUGGUAAGGAUAGCGCCUUAGCGCCGCUGGAGAAGGAUCUGGCGGCUCCCUAUUACAUGUGGGCCAAUCGUAGAGAGCAGCAGUUUGCAGGUUACCCAGAAGAUGGCUUUCAUAGGUUCGACCGGCCAGGAAUUCUGAGGUGGUAUCCAAUGAUGAGCGAAAGAAAAUCUGACUGCAAGACGUGCCAAGAUAUGGAAGCCAGUGCCGCAAAUGUUGACUUUUUCUCUUCCCCAGAAAAGUAAACGUGCACGUCAGGAAAAGUAUUCCGAAUAGGAAGCAUAAAUCUCAGUGCAGGACGGUAGAAUUAGUGAUAAUUCAAUCUAGUUUAUCAGAAUUAACUCUCUGGGUACAACGCUCCAUUCUAUAGGUUGAUCGUUACUCUGUAAAACCAAAUAGUCUAAUAGUUUUUAAUGAAUAUUUAAACCGAGGCAGAGACGUUGACAGUGUUGAUCAGUGAUUGUAAUUGACCUAGCAAUAAAAUAAAUUUAUCCUUUCCCAAAAGGCUCAGAUUGUUGCCCCUUGUUUUAUCAUCUGCAUUACUAGCGUGAUGGCCGUUAUUAAUGUUCUAAAUGUAAUUGGUGAUUUCGUGACCAUUUAAAGCUGUAAACCGAACCGGAAGUGGCUUAGUCGGUUAUUUCUCAGAAACAAAUCACGCCAUGGGAUAGCAACUGACUUAAUCAUUCAGGUGAAAAGUGGAAAUUUGCAUAUAUAUGCUUCGCCCCGCGAUUUUAUGACAAACUCU